AUGUCUAACGAUGAACUACCCGUGUAUAUAAUCCCUGAAUUCUCAUCGUCGUUGUCGUCGUCGUUAUCAUCGUCUUCUGACGGCUUCGAAUUUUUGGCUUCUGUUGCUCUUGCAGCCUUAGAAGAAGACACUGCACACACACGAAGAUAUAUUUGGAGAGAUCGACACUCGGCUCAUGAAAGAUUGAUGUCCAUGUACUUUGUGGAUGAGUCGAUGUUUGAGGACGAUGUCUUCCAUACGAGAUAUCGUAUGUCGAGGAGGUUGUUUUUGAAAAUCGUGGAAGAUAUCACUGCAUCAUUUCCAUGGUUUCACUUUUUGGCAAAUGCUACGGGUAUUAGAGGGUUCUUGGCAAUUCAAAAGUGCACGUGCGCGCUACGGCAACUAGCGUACGACAACCUCGCCGACAACUAUGAUGAGGGGUUGUUGUUCUCUACUACAAUGGCACGUGAGUGUCUAGACAACUUUUGCAUCGCCAUAAAGCAUCUUUAUGGUGAAGAGAAUUUGUGUUCUCCGACUAGCCACGAUGUUGCGCGUUUAUAUGAGGUGCAUGAAGCCAGACAUCAUUUUCUUGGCAUGAUCGGUAGCAUCGACUGUAUCCACUGGACUUGGAGAAAUUUUCCACAUAGUUUGCGUGGGCAAUACUACCGGGGUGAUCAUGAACGCUCGACUAUCAUACUUGGGGCCGUAGCUUCCUAUGAUUUAUGGUUUUGGCAUGCGUAUUUCGGUGUUGCAGGGUUAAACAAUGACAUCAAUGUUUUGAAGCAAUCGCCAUUGUUUAUUCCCGAAGUGAAUGGGAAGUCUCCUAAGUACGACUUUAUCGUAAACGGGCGCCGUUACAACAGAGGAUACUAUCUAGGGGAUGGUAUUUACCCACAUUGGUCUUGUUUUGUGAAGGCGUAUGCUUACCCAGUCGCUCGUUAG
Molecule: messenger RNA, 921 nt
Organism: Erigeron canadensis
Lineage: Eukaryota; Viridiplantae; Streptophyta; Magnoliopsida; Asterales; Asteraceae
Exons: 1
Coding region: 1-921 (306 amino acids)
Source: RefSeq, a predicted model, not a curated record